AUGGGCAACGAAGGAAGCAUCGAGGGAAGCGGACAACCCGGAGAACCGGGCUCCAUCUCUAUGGUUGGAGCUCCCGGUUCGUUUUCAGCAUCGGGUUCUGGACAGCACAUCAAGCCCGCCAAUGGUGCUGUUGCCGGGGGAGGAAUGGGUGGCGGACCGGGGAUGAAUAGGGUUCCUAUGGGGAGUCCUAAACCUGGGAUGCAGCUUGGCUAUGGAGGGAUGGCUGGAGGAAUGGGUGGUGGAGGAGGUCAGAGACUGGCCAACCAAGAGAGCCACAGGCCGUUGCAGCAAUCUAGCUCAGGCCCCGACUAUGGCUCUGGCCCGGGUCAGGGCCAUGGGCCAGGGAUGGGUGCUGGGAUGGGUUCUGGGAUGGGUGGCGGUCAGGGUCAGCAUGGCCAGAGCCCCAGUCAGCCCGGGCAGCACGCCUCCAGACGGAACCUCCAGGUGGACUUCAGCAGCUCGGGAGGCCGGACGGGUCGCUCCUCCUCAGCGUCUCCGGACCGGGGGAUCACCCCCACCUCGCCCUACUCGGUGCCUCAGAUCGCCCCCAUGCCCGUCAGCAAGCUGUGCCCCCUCUGCUCCACCACAGAGCUGACCAAUCCGCCGGCCCUGCCAAACUACAACACCUGCACACAGUGCCGCUCCACCGUCUGCAACCAGUGUGGCUUCAACCCCAACCCCCACCUCACAGAAGUACAGGAGUGGCUCUGUCUCAACUGCCAGAUGCAGAGGGCCUUGGGCAUUGACAUGACCACCCCACGCUCCAAGAGCCAGCAGCAGAUCCACUCUCCAUCCCACCAAGCCAAACCCAUAGUCCAGCCACCACCUGUUCAGCCAGCUGAGCCAGCAGCCCAGCCAAAACCCCAUCCUCAGCCCCAGGCCCAGCCCCCACCACAGUCAAAACCCCACUCCCAGCCCCAGCACCAACUCUACGGUCAAUCCCAGCCCUAUAGUCAAUCCCAGCCCCAGGCCCAGCCCUAUGGUCAAUCCCAGUCCCAGCCCUAUGGACAAUCCCAAUCCCAGUCCCAGCUCUAUGGUCAGUCCCAGCCCCAGUCCUUUGGCAAAACUCCGCCCCAGCCCUAUGGCCAAUCCCAGCCUCAGCAACAGCCCUACAACCAAACUCAGCCCCAGCCACAUGGUCAAUCUCAGACCUAUGGCCAUUCCCAGCCCCAGCCCCAGCAACAGCCCUAUGGUCAAUCCCAGCCCCAACAACAGCACUACAGCCAAACUCAGCCUCAGCCAUAUGGUCAAUCCCAACCCCAUCAACACCUCUACGGCCAAAGCCAACCUCAGCCCCAGCCAUAUGGUCAAUCCCAGCCCUAUGGUCAAUCCCAGUCCCAGCACCAGCCUCAGGCCAAACCCCAAGCUCAGCAUCAGCCACAGACCUCUCCUGGCCUACAGAGACACCCUAUACCCGGCUCUGCUUCCCUGCCUGGGUCAACGACAAGCUCCCCCCAGCACAUCCCAUAUGGCCAGAGAGGGCCUGGAGGUCCCGGCCAGCCCCGGAUUCCCCAUCCUGGGGCAGUCCCCCUGGUGGGCAUGGCCAAGGCACCCUCCCAGCCAGACCUGGGCCGAGGCUCCCCGUUGCACCAGAGCGGCCGUCAGGCCGCCAGCGCCAGCUCGUCGCCUUCCCAUCGGCCUGCCGCUCCCCAGGGGCAACCGCCCCAGGACGGCCUGACCAAACUGUUUGGCUUUGGGGCAUCGCUCCUCAACCAGGCAGCCAGCACCCUGGCCUCUGUGGACCCCCUCUCAGGGACACCAUCCACCCAGCCCUCCCCUGCCAGGGGUGGGCCUUCCAACAAACAACAAGGACCUCCUGGUGCCAAACCAUUCCAGACAGGUGGCCCUCAUGCACCCCAGAUGGGUGGCCCGCAAGCACCCCAGAUGAGUGGCCCUCAUGCACCCCCGAUGGGUGGCCCGCAAGCACCCCAGAUUGGUGGCCCUCAUGCACCCCCAAUGGGUGGCCCGCAAGCACCCCAGAUGGGUGGCCCACAAGCACCCCAAAUGGGUGGCCCUCAUGUACCGCAAAUGGGUGGACCCCACACACCAACUCAGAUUGGUGGCCCGUAUGCACCACAAAUGGGUGGCCCACAUACAUCAACUCAGAAAGCACCCCAACAGCAGCAAUCACCUGUGCAUCAUCAGAAGGGACCACAGCAACAACAGCAACAGCAGCAGCCGGCCAGACAGGAGCCCGUUCCCAAGCCGGUGGAGCCUGAGAAGCCCAAAGUCAAAUGCCCCUUGUGUAAGACGGAGCUCAACAUCGGCAGCACCACUGAGCCGCCUAGCUACAACUCCUGCACCCAGUGCCACACUCAGGUCUGCAACCUAUGUGGAUUCAACCCCGCGCCUCACCUGGAGAAGAAAGAAUGGCUCUGUCUGAACUGCCAGACCCAGCGACUGAUGUCUGGAGGUCUCCGGGAUCCCUCUCCUGUAUCUCAUCCGUCUCCAAAGCACCAACCAAUGGGUUCUCCACGCCACCAGGCACUGGCCAGUCAGCAGCCUGUUCAGCAGCUACCCUUCCAAAAAUUCACCAAUCAGCAGCAGGAAGGGCCGAGACAGAUGCAGCCGCAGCAGCAGAAGCCCCAGACAGCCCUGGGGAGCGGACCUUUUGAACCAACUGCAGCGAAGCAACCUGGAGACACAAAGGCCCCUGUCCAGGCCACACCUACACCUGCAAUCGAGCCCCUGAAACAACCAAAGGCCACGGAAGAGACUACGCCAAAACCAGAGAAGUUGGUGGAACCCGCCAUAGACACCAAAUCGACUCAGAAGAAGGGAGAGCCAAUCACACCAAUAAAAGAGAUAAAGAAGUCAAGAUAUGAUGAGACCAAGAACAGCACUCAGGACCUGUCGCGGAGCCCCCAGAGCCUGAGCGACACGGGCUACUCCUCCGACGGCAUCUCCAGCUCCCACAGCGAAAUUAUCGGCCUCAUCCAGGAGGAGGAGAUGAAGCUGAGCGAGAGGGGCAUCAGCGAGCGUGGCAGCCCCCCCAGCCCCUCCGAGAUCACCAAGCUGGAGAGCUCCAUGAGGCCCCUGCUGGAGUGCAAGACCGUGCCAGUUGAGGAGAGGGAGCGCGAAAGGGGCCGAGGCCGGCACCACCGAGAGCAGAGACCCCGGUCGCUGUCCAUCACCCCGGAGGCCUAUGACUCUGAUGAGGAGCUGGAGGACAUUGUGGAAGAGGAGGAGGAGGACGGAGGAGACUGGGAGUCCAAACAGGAGCACAAGAACAGUGCCGCUCCCAAAGAGGAGAAGAAAGUGGCCGAGCCGGAGCCGAUGACAGAUGAGGAGUUCAUGAGGAGGCAGAUCAUGGAGAUGAGCGCUGACGAGGACAUCGAGGAAGAGGAGGAGGACAUGGAGGAGGAGGACGAGGAGGACGAAGGCUAUGGCUACCAAAAACCUAAAAAAACACACAAGCACAUCUCAGAGUUGACGAAAGAGAAGCGCCGCCUCUCUCACCAGUCCAGCAGCUUUGAGGAGGACACCAAAAGCUCCAGCGACAUCUACAAAUGUUCUGCGGAGGAAGGAGAGGAGGGGGGUCUGGGGGGCCUGCGCCGCUUCAAGACAAUCGAGCUCAACAACACCAACAGCUAUAGCCGCGACAUGGAGCUCAACAACGAGAACGACCUCAGCCUGGACCGAGAGCCCGAGUUGGAGAUGGAGAGCCUGACAGGGUCUCCCGAGGAGCGCUCCAGGGGUGAGUACUCCUCCACCCUGCCACCCACCACCUCCAGCUACAACUCUGGCACCUCCCCCACCUCCAUCUCCUCCAUGGAGGAAGACAGCGACAGCAGUCCCAGUCGCAGGCAGAGACUGGAGGAUGCCAAGCAGCAGAGGAAGGCCCGCCACCGCUCCCACGGCCCCCUGUUGCCCACCAUUGAGGACUCCUCGGAGGAGGAUGAGCUGAGAGAGGAGGAGGAGCUUCUGCGGGAGCAGGAGAAGAUGAGGGACCUGGAGCAACAGAGGAUCCGCAGCACGGCCAGGAAGACCAAAAGAGAUAAGGAGGAGCUGAGGGCCCAGAGACGCAGGGAGAGAUCCAAGACGCCCCCCAGCAACCUCUCCCCCAUCGAGGAUGCCUCCCCUACUGAGGAGCUGCGACAAGCUGCGGAGAUGGAGGAGCUCCAUCGAUCCUCUGCCUCAGAAUACUCCCCCCAGAGCCUUGACUCAGAGGCUGAGGGAUACGAGUCUAAACUCUACAAGUCUGGCAGCGAGUAUAACUUGCCCACGUUCAUGUCUCUGUACUCUCCUACUGAGAAGUCGUCGACAACUUCAACCACCACCGCGACUUCCAGCAGCAAGCCCCUGAAGAGUGCUGAGGAGGUGUAUGAGGAAAUGAUGAGGAAAGCCGAGUUGCUGCAGAAACAACAGAAACAGCAACAGCAGCAGCAACAAGGGAGACACAACAGUGCAUAUGAGGACGACACGAAUGGCCAACAGUAUGAAGAUGAGUAUGAGUACGAGCAGGCUGAGACUAGUUAUGAAAACGAGGCGGCAGAGACAGGAGGCAUCUACGAAGAGAUCCGCCAGACCUCCCAAAACAUCACUAAGAUGCAUCAAUCCUCAGCCCUGGAGUUACAGCAGCAGGCAGACGAGCAGGUGGAAAUAGACGACAGUACCUAUCCAGAUAAGCAGCUUUUAGAUACAGGGUCGGCCUUCGCUAAACUGCUUGAGCAGACCAAUGACCUGUUGACUCCUGGCAACAGCCCCACUCAGCUCUCUGCACCUGUGACUUUCUCUGAGGCUGGAGGAAGGAUCCCUGAUGUACGGGUGACACAACACUACUCCAAAGAUGUCCAUAAAGCUGGGAUGAAGAGCCAGACGGGUAAAAAUGGCAUUACUCUAGUGGCAGCCGCCACCACAAUUGCAGCCUACGGGGUUUAUUCCCGGGAUGCAGUGACCAUCCCUCACACAAGCGCUAGUCAAACGAUGACGACCACCCAAUCCAUCAUGUAUGGUCGACAAACUGGAGGACCUGCCACUUCAACCACAACCAUCUCAAAUGUGUGCAGCAAGAUAGCGGAGAUAACACAGGCUUACAGCCAGAGAGAGGUAGUUGCGAGGAGGGUGGGCGAGAGCCGAGGGGUCCAAGCUAGAGAGAGUGCGACAUCUUCAGAGCAUGUCAUAGAGCCCCACUCGACAAAGAUGUACUCGUACUACAAGAGCUCCAGCCCCCCUCUGUCUCCCUCUGCCUCGCCCACCGAGAGCCCAAGUCGCUCACCCUCCAGGAGGGCCGAGAUAUCCACUCAGACAUUCAGCCCAGGCAUAGGGGCUCUGUCAGCUGGCUCGGGGCCCACCUCCCCAAUGAUGGCCCAGGGGACACAGACAUCUCAAAGGGCCAUAUCCCCAAGUCUCUUGAGACAGCAAUCCCCCUACAUGGUUGCAAGCUUGGAGCCCACAAGCUCUGCCAAACCAAUGACAGUCAACACCGCCACGUCACCUUUAUCCUCGCCCACCAGAUUCACCCGACAGUCGACAUUUGACAGCUACUCUCCACAGGCCAGUCCGCCAGACACCUCUCCAUACCACCACUCUCCUCAGCACAGCUUCUAUAGGAUGCAGAAGGUGGAGAAGGUCAGUGUUGGAACCAGCAUGGUCACCACAGCUAGCACCUACAGCCGUGGUUCCAUGUCUAUGGACAACAUCUCUCUCUGCAGGUUCUCCAGCAUCCCGGGGACCUCGAGUGUCGAGCCGGGCCAGAUGAUCCAUGGUGGGAGUGUGGUGGAUCUGAGAACAGUAGAUCUGAGAACAGCCACUAACGCAGCUCCCAUUUUAAUGACUGCCCAUGGCAUGGAUCUUACCUCCCUGGCCACAGAAACACGCAAAUACACCAGCGGGAUUGAGGGGAGCCACCCCUCCACUAUCAUCCAGCCCCUCAUCAUGAACCUGAACACCCAGCAGCAGCCCCACGUAAUGGUAUCCACUGCAACCACGAUGAGCGUCACGGUGGCCGCCUCCAUGUUCAUAUCGCAGCCCCAACAGCCCAUGGUCUAUGGGGACCCUCUACAAAACAGAGUUGACCUCGGUCAGGGCAUGGGCUCAGCCAUGUGCCUGUCACAGAACAAACCACCUCCCACUGACCCAUCUAUCCCCAAGAUCGACGCCAAGCUGGAGGACCUGAGCAUCCAGCAGCAGCAGCUUUUCCAGCAGCAGCAAAAGCUCCAACAGCAACAGCAGCUCUUGGAGCAUCAGCUCCAGCAACACCACCAGAUGCAGCAGCAGUCCUCCGUAGCUCGGUUCAACCUACCAGGCCAGAUGACGCUGCUCAAGAAAGACCUUCUGGUCAGCCAAACCAGCAAUACCCCAGCCGUGGUCAGUACUAUAUCCCCUGCCGUUGCCCCUGAUAUCUACGGCACUGGAGAUCCCCUGGAGCUGAAGAGCAAACCAACCCCGGCAGGUGUGAAGCACCUGGCUGGGGGUGGGCCUCAUGGCAUGAUGGUCCAAAUGGAUGGGGCCCCACAGGGAGGACCAGUGACCCAGCUGGUGAAGACAGAGGAGGGCCAGGAUGCCGUGGACCUCACAGGGGGGCAGAUCAAAGCUGAGAACCAACCAGCUUGCUGUGAUGUCGUGUACCGCCUCCCAUUUGGAGGUAGUUGCGUUGGCGGACCAUUUUCCCAAAAGUCAAAUGUUGAUGAGAAUGUGGCCACUCAAGAGCCAAGACCACACUCUGUGCCACCACUCUCUUAUGAGUCGGACCAGGAGGGCCAGUAUCAGGAGUUUUCUAUGGACGGGCAUAAAGCCUACACAUUACCGUUCCCUGGCCGGCUACAGCCCUCGAUGUCUGACACCAACCUAGCAGAGGCCGGACUCCAGUCCUACCACUCCAAGAUGGACCCACACUUCCAGACCUCUGGAGAGCUGGCUGUGGACCUCAGCACCAUGAAACACACCUAUGAGGGUGGAUUCCUCGGACUGGGCAUGCAGUAUGGCUCCUACACUGACCUACGCCAUGGAGGUGAUAUCACUGCAACUGCCCUGCCCAUACGCAGAUUCAACUCCCUGUCUAACAUCAGCUCUGACUACGGCUACUCCCCCCGAGACCUCGCUAACUUCCAGGAGUCCAACCUGGCCCAGUACAGUGCCACCACUGCCAGAGAGAUCAGUCGAAUGUGCGCUGCCCUCAACUCAAUGGACCGCUAUGGGAGCAACCCAGAGCUUAUGCAAUACGGUGUAGGCAGAGGAACAGGUCCAGGUGGCAGGCUUAACUCUAUGAGACAAAAUAUGCUCUAUGGACCUGACGGGAAGCCAAUCUCUCACACCCAAGCGCUCACCAACAUGAUCAAUGCCAGGCAAGCCAGCCUCCGAGCCAUGUACCCGUCUGCCAUGAGGUCUGCUGAUGGGAUGACCUAUUCUACCAUCAACACACCCAUCGCCUCCACCUUGCCAAUCACUACCCAGCCUGCCUCAGUGCUGCGCCCACUAUUAAGUGGAGUGUACAGGCCUUUACCCACAGCCAAUAUGACACCUGUGCCUCUGGCCAGUCUCACUAGGAUGCCUGUGAACCCACGGAUGCCUAUGUCUGGACAGGCCUCAUACCAUUAUCCGGCUCCCAACGUCUUCCCAUCUACGACGUCGACCCCUGUGAGCAUGCCAGCCGCCGUCAACACCACUCUGGAUGCCCCAAUCUUCCUAGGGAAGCCCUCUGUGACAUCAAGUGGAUCUGAUCCCCCGUAUCGAUCUCCUGUUGCCCAUACAUCAGCCUCAGUGAGCUUGCCAAAGGAGUCCGAGCAGCAGCCCAUAAACCUGACCCAGGCUCACCUCCACACUCAGGCCCCAGGGCAGCCCCAGGUCCAGCCUCAGAACCAACCCCCAGCUCAGCCACAGCACAUGCAAACUCAAUUCCACCCACAGGGCCAGCAUCCACCCCAGAGCCAGCCACCUCCGGCCCAUGCUUACCCCCCAACACAAAGCUACACAGGGCCCCAGAGCAGCACCCUGCCCCAUCACCCAACCCCACCCUCCAGCGGCCCUGUCAACCCGGAGACCGAGACUGAGGAGGAGAGGAUGCACCGCCAGCAGGAGCAGCUUCUGCAAAUGGAGCGGGAACGCGUGGAGUUGGAGAAGCUGCGUCAGCUGCGUCUGCAGGAGGAGCUGGAGAGAGAGCGCAUGGAGCUGCAGCGGCAUCGUGAGAAAGAGCAGAUGCUGGUGCACAGGGAGAUCCAGGAGCUGCAGACCAUCAAGGAGCAGGUCCUGCAGCAGCAGCAGGCUGAGAGGGAGAACCAGCUGGUGAUGCAGAAGGAGCAGUUGGCCCAGCAGAAAGCCCAGCUUGACCAGAUCCAGUCGCUGCAGCAGCAGCUCCAGCAGCAGCUCGAGGAGCAGAAGCGGCAAAAGACUGCUGCAGCUGCUGCUGCUGCAGCCACCGCAGCCGCUCAGUUGGACCAGAGCGGUCAGAUGCUGCAGCCCUACGGAAACCAAAUGGGUUUCAGGUCCCUGCCCAACUCCUCCUCAGACGUGUGUCUAAGGAACAACGAGGAGCAGAUGGAGACCAGGACCAACAUGAGAAAGCAGAACUCCACCUCCAUGCCCCGACUGAGGGAUGGAAUGGAGGGCGAGAGCGUUGAGUUCUACGGAGCCCGGAGGAUCGUGGACAGUUGUGUUCAGACAGACGAAGAGGACGGUGAGGAGAGGUACAUAAUGUCUAGGCGCAGACGCAACAGGCGCAGCGUGGACCGUAGCGUCCAAACCGACGACGACGAGGAGAAAGUGGAGUGGGAGCAGCCUGUGAGACGCAGACGCUCACGCUUCUCCAGGCACUCGGAUCCCGGGGCCGACCACAAGACUGAUGCAGCCUCCAAGACGGCCACCUCAUCCAGCAUCGCCAUUCAGACCAUUCGAGACUGCUCCUGCCAGACCGAAACAGACCAGCUGGGGAAGGUGUCCCCGGCCAUCCACGUCACUUUGCCAGACCCGAACAAAGUGGAGAUCGUCCACUACAUCUCAGGCCCUGAAAGGACCCAGAAAGGCCAAAGCCUAGCCUGCCAAACAGAUGUGGAGGCCCAGUCUCAGGGCGUGGUGGUGCCACAGCUCAGCGUGCCCACCACUAUCAACCCCUACUCCACGGGUAUCCAGCUGGUUGCCUCCGCCGACCCGCGGCAGCAGCAGAACAGGAGGAGGUCUGACCCCAUGGAGAUCAGCUACCAGACCCAGACCCAGCCCAUGAACCACCUCCACAACGAGUCCCUCUCCAGCCUGAUCCGUCAGCCCCCCAAGUCCCCCCAGGUGCUCUACUCCCCUGUGUCCCCCGUCCCCCACCGCCUGCUGGAGACCUCCCUCUCCAGCGGCGGGCUGAACAAGGCCCAUGUCACUCCCCAGCAGAAGGCCUACACAGCCGAGUCACCCCAGCGCCUCCCCAGCAUGCCCCGCCCUAUUAAGAACACACAGAGGUCCAUGUCUGACCCCAAGUUGCUGAGCCUCACCACUGACGAGCACACUAAGGCCAGGCUAAACCUGUACCAGCAGCAAGCUCUUCAGAGCCAGCUUGCUGCCCUGCAGCAGAGCGCUCUGAGGAAGGUGAAGAGGACCUUGCCCAGCCCCCCUCCAGAGGAGAGCCACCUCCCCACCAUCACCCCGGCCCUGCCCGCUGUGCCCUCCCUGAGGGCCGGGUCCAGGCCAGGUCUGGCAGCCAAAGCCAGCCUGCUGAAGGACCUCACCCACGAGCUGAAGGCAGUGGAGCAGGAGUCCACCAAGCUCCGCAAGCAGCAGCAGGAGCUGGAGGAGGAGGAGAAGGAGAUUGAUGCCAAGCUGCGCUACCUGGAGCUGGGCAUUCAUCAGCGCAAGGAAACCCUGGUGAAGGAGAGGGAGAGGAGGGAUAUGGCCUACCUGCGCUGCAUGGGCGACCCGCGAGACUACAUGUCAGACAGCGAGCUGAAUAACCUGCGGCUGGCGGCGGCGGUAGCUUCCUACGAGAGCAACGGGGUGCUGACCAGACCCAGCACAGCACCACUGAGCCAGUACACCAGUGACCUCAACACAGCCGCCCAGUUCCCUCCCAUCUCCUCCUUCGUCUCCUUCCAGUCAUACCACCCCCAGAGCCAGCCAGCUCCAGCACCCCAGCCUGGCACCCCUUACCAGACCGCAGCCUUCAACCAGCCCCCCUACCCUUCAGUGUCCCAGGCAGCAGCUCUUCCCCAGCCCACCCCCCUGCAGACCCAACAUCUUCCCCCAUCCUACCAGACCCAGGGGUCCUUCCCCUCCCACACAUACCCCCAGAGCCCCCCCUACCCGACAGAGCAGGGGGUGCAGCCACUGCUCCAGCAACAGCAACAGCCAAGCCACCAGGGGUUCCAGCCUGCCCAGCCUGGCCAACCUCCCUACCCCACCCACACCUCUCCAUACCCCAGCCAGCUGUCCUACCCAGCUGGCCCUAGCCAGACCACUCCCUACCAGCCCCAGGCAGACAUCCUCACUGUUCAUCAGAGACCCAGACAGACCUCUCUGGCUGACCUGGAGCACAACAUGCCCACUAACUAUGAGGUCAUAAGCAACCCCACUGUAGUGGUGACCACCACAGCCCAAGAUGCCAUCUACUCCUCCUCCAGUGGGGCGCCCCCAUACGGACAGUAUACUGGUGGUACCCCUAUGACCAACACUUAUGGGCCAUACUCUUCUACAGUCUCUAGUACCUAUGGCCAGUUCACCACGACAGUUGCCAACACAUACGGGCAGCAGUACACUUCCACCCUGGCCAGUACGUACGGCCAGUAUACCACUACCACAGCUAACACCUACGGCUACACCAACACUACAGCCAGCUCCUACGGCCAGUACACCACCACAGUGGCCAACAGCUACGGCCACGGCACUCCAUCUGACCGUCUGCACUCGGUUGACAGCCCAUCCACCUAUGCACAGGACGGUCUCUACGGCCCAGCCAGCCUGGAGCAGAACAUCCCAAGGAACUACGUCAUGUGCGACGACAUCAGUGAGCUGACAAAGGACGGCCUGGGCGGCAUGGCGGCAGACAUGCAUCGAAGCGACGGUCAUGGUGGACGCUACAUGGGGGAGAGCGGCCCGGCGAGAGGAGGGAGUUCCUACGGCAGGCCGGAGGACGAGCUGAGCAGGGAGGAAGACCCGUACGACCACCAUGGCAGGGGUAAGAGCAGCUACCACCCACGAGGGUCAGAUACAUAUGGCCGAGUAGUGGGCAGCAGCAGCACUAGCAUGGGUGGGGGAUCAUCCUAUUACUAUGAUGACUACACCAAACACGGCGCACAGCGCACCGGGGUCCAGAAGCACGCCUCCAAGAUCCUGGCUCCGGCCGUCAUGUCCUCCAAGCGCAGCAAGCACCGCAAGCAAGGCAUGGAGCAGAAGAUCUCCAAGUUCUCCCCCAUCGAGGAGGCACGUGACGUGGAGGCUGACCUGGCCUCCUACACCAUGAGCACGUCUGGCGGUGGCAGCUGCACUGUAGUGUCCCGGGCCAGGAAGCUGCAGGACGACAUGGCCUACAGCCUGAGGAAGAGUGCCUAUGAGCAGAAGAGAUACUCCUAUCCCGAGGAGGACGAGCGCAUGUACUACACCUCGGGCCGUUCACGCUCCACAGGCUAUGGCAUGGACAAGAUCUCGUCCCGGGACUAUGCCGGCUACCGCAGCCGCUCCUAUGAGAGAGAUGGGGACAGGGAUCGCUCGUCGUACAGCCGGGGCAGACCCCCCAUGCGCUCCCAGUAUUCGGAGGAGGAGAGCCUGCUGAGCUCCAUGGGUGUUCAUGUGCGGGCCUCCUCCCUGGGCCCAGAGCUGUACGACAGCCGUAGUAAUCAGUAUUAUGGCCAGUACGGCUCCAGCCACUCCCUGCCUGAUGUGCAGGACCACAUGAGAGACUUGCCCCGGACUCACGUCUACAAACCAGACGAUUCAUACAUUAUAGAAGAUAUGCAUUGCGCUGUUUCGGACAGCGAAGUCUGCAUGCCUCUGUCGCCGUCGGACUUGGAGAUUGACUGUGAUCUGCUCUUGGUUUCCAAAGCCUACAAUCUUGGCCAAGAGGAGACAGACUGGUUUGAGAAGCCCAGGGACCUGCGCUCCGGCUCCCGUCACUACGGCAGUGGAGGCCACUCCUCGUCCGGGCGCAGCCGCCACGUCAAGCACACCUACCAUGACUACGACGAGCCCCCAGAGGAGGACCUGUGGCCCCAGGACGAGUAUGGCCAAGCCCGUCACUCCUCCUCCUCGCGGGACCACCGCCCCCAUGGCAGCAGCAGCUCCGGAAGACACUCCUCUACGUCCCGCCACUCGGACGAGCCUCGCUCCUCUCGCUCCUCCAAGGGCCAUCCCAAAGACCCGUCCAUGCGCCACGACUCCCGCCAGUUGUCCUCGUCGGGAAAGAGGGGCGACUCCCGCUCCCAGGGGGGGUAUCACUCGUCAGACUACUCCAGGGACCCGUCGGGCCACCACCACAGCCAGGGCCGCUCCUCCAAGUCCUCGUCCUCUCACGAUGGGCGGACUUCCUCCAGGAAGCAGCAGGACCUCCAGGGCCACCCUUCUUCUACCUCCAGGGUCCAGGGCAGCUCUGGGCGUGGGCAGGGCUCCAACAGUGGGCCUCCAGGCUCCAGGGGACAGGGUCCUACCUCCCAGCAGGACGGGCUGCAGCCAGGUCAACGCACCCAGCUGCAGCAGCAGCCCCAGACCUCGGCGGCACGGCAGACAGGCACCAUCCCUGCAGGCACCACUCCUGGGGGCCAGCAGCCUCUGGGCCCGGGCCAAGCCCAGCAGGGUCUACAGGCGAAGCCUGGUCAGCUUGGUCCUGGUCAGGCCAGUCGCCAGCCACAGGCAGGAGGCGCACUGGGGCAACUACCACCAACUGUGGCACCUGUCGCAAACACACCCCCUGUGACUGCCAUAGGGGCCAAAGCUGUCAUAGGAGGGACGGCCCAGCCUGCAAAAACACCUCAACCCCCACUCACAGGAAUAGGCUCCAAGGCCGCCCCUAGACCCGGUGGCAUUGGGAGCGCGGCAGCGGGUCAACCUGGGAUGGAGGGGGAGAGUCUCCUCUCCAAGGUCCUACCAGGAAACCCUGCGGAGGCAGCAGGAAAACUAGGAGAAGCUAUCUCCGGUUUCGGCAAGAAGUUCACCUCGUUGUGGUGAGGUGUUGAGAUGAGGGUAUCUGUAAAUGUUAUGGAGGAUGUCGUGAGGCUUCGUACCAGAAAAACCUAGGAAGACCCCCGCUUUGUUUUACUGUGAGAGAGAGAGAGGGAGGGAGAAAUACAGCGACCAAGAGAAGAUAUCUGAGCGCACUGCCAAUGAGGACAGGAAUCAAUGGAUGCUGCAUGUCCCAGGUCUACGCACACAAUGGGAGAGAAACCAUGCUGAUUUCUCUGGCCGGCCAGACAAACGGUUUGAGGCCCCCAGACUGCAAUGCCCCCAGCCAAAGAACAAGGACACUGACACCUGAGCCCCCCUGAACACCUAAGCCAUUGGAUUACAAGCCCUGAGGAUCCCUCCAGAGAGAGGCUAGCUGGAUAGAGAGCCUGAUCCCUGCCACUAUAUGGGUCUUCAUCACCAGGAUGUCACUCCUCAAGGACCAUCACCUCCCAAACAGCCAUUAUCCUUUGGGGAAUGGGCUCUAUACUAAGGAAUACUCCACCCAGCUGCUCUGUAUGAGAAUGGGAAGGGACCACAGUACUGUGACCCCGCAACACGCUAAUGCUAUCCUCUAGUCUGUGGGCUGUUGUGCUGCUGCCUGCUGGGGUUUGUAACAGACGUGGCCGUGGUGGCAUGGUAGGAUCCUUGAUUCCGUAAACCUGGGCUCAGAUUAAAAAACACACAGACACACUCUCCUCUCCUCUCAUCUCUGAAAAAGAAAAGAGAAGAACAGGUUUUUCUGGUACUAAAGACCUCCUGUUUCAUUUGGAUGCUGAUAACUUAGGAAAGAAGAAGAAAAGACAAUAAGGAUGACUAGGUUGACAGAAGCUAGGAGGAAGUCUCCACAGUUUGCUCAGUUUUUUUCUCUACAUUCCAGAAUGGAAAAAGGCCCCGUUUUUUUUAAUGCUGACUCGUUCGUUCCAUUUUUUUCCCCUCUUGCGAUGUGUCUAAGAAGUGUAUUGUGGAUUUAGGAUUCGGAAAUGCAUGGACCUUUAUAUCCAAGACCUUACACUGUUCACCAUUUCAGUCACAGAGGCCAUAAGACAUUGGUUAAUAAUAAUAAUGAUACAAAAUUAGAGUAAAAAUGUAUCCAAAAGAAGACGAGGAGGACACAACACUGAAUCUGGCCACAGGAUGGGAGAAUCAUCAUUCGGGAGGUUUCGAUUGCACCAUGAGAGCCGAAUGUGGCCAGGUUUGUUUUUUAGCCAUUGCAAAGCCAUUAAUAAGAAAAAACAUCCCCAGAACGUUUGGGUUCCUGGUGUUUCUGAACCUUCCCACAACGUUUGGGUCUCUGGUGUUUUUUUAAAUUUACAACUCAGUUUUUUGUUCUCGUUCUGUAUUUGCCUGAUUUUCUGUUACAGGACAGUGGAUUCGCCUUAAUCAUUCCAUUCUUUUUUAUUUAGAGUAAAGUUACAUCUUAUUUUUUUACUCCAUGUUCUAUCCAUAAACCUUAUUUUAAUUGCAUACUUUUUUAUGUAAUAAUGAUGUCCACUGGAACACUGGCUGCGAGAUUAAUUUAUAUUUUGGGAUUUUGUUUCACUUUUAAAUGUGUAAUCCUUUAUAUUGUGUAUUUUCUCAUACAUUUGUGUGUUUAUGGUGUCCAUAAUCAUUGAUUACGUGAUUUAUUUAUGAUUAUUAAUAAUGAAAAAGCAAUAGUAUGUGGAAGAAAGUCAGUAAAGAGCACAAUCUUGUGUCAUUUUACAAAUCGUUAGUCAGGAAUGUGUUGCCUCUGUGCGAUAUUCUGCUAUCACAUCUUAACAGGGCCACACCUGGGUUGUAUUCAUUAGGCACCAAACAAAAUAAAAAAAACUGACAAACAGGGAGGGACUACCUGAAAUUGUCCAAUAAGAAAAGCUUGUUUUUGUUUUCCGUUGCAAAACGUAUUGCUACGGAGUGCUCUAAUAAAUACAACCUUGUAAAUUUGGUACUGCCCAGUCAAGGCAUUUCAUAUCUGCCAUUAUGAUACAUGAGCACUGCAAGACAGCAGAGGCAUUGAAUACAAACCAGUGCAAAUCACCUUUGUAUCUGACUUGAAGUAGUUUAGCAUUCUUUUGUUGACUGUCAUAAUCAUUGGGUUUUCAUGUUUUCUGGCUUACUACAGACUUUUAACAUCCAAAACACCAUCACAGGGAAAGAGAGACCCCUUACAGACAUGGAGUACAUAUUGGUUGUGUUUCAAACAGACUGAGGAUGUUAGGUUGGAGAGACACCUACUCUGCACACACUCACAUAUGGCUGCGGGCAACAGUGAUGUAUGAGUUAUGUGCGAGGUAGCAAAAGGUGUUCGGUGGAUUAGACACUGAAGUGUCAAAGAUACAGCACAGUCGGUUGUUUUUUGUCUUUGUAUUUGCGACCAAACUGCAAACCCCAAAAUGUUGACGAAUGUCACGGAAACCUCUCAGGUCAGUGUUCUUCCUGCUGUUCUUUGCAGUGCAGCGUGUGUAGUAGUGUUACUGGUGAUACGCUCAGACGCUAGAGGCCUACUGAUGGGAGCCCAAACGUGAUGUAUAUUCUCUCUUUCUCUUUCUGAGGUUGCUGGAAUAAAGCAUGCUCUGGCAAAACCUCAGUAACAGUCACUUCUGUAUCGUUACGUUCCUGAUGUUUGUAUGUGUGUGAGUACUGUAUGCGUGUGUUUCUAACCAUCCUACUAAAAAACAAACCAUUAUCUGGCAAAUAAAACAAGUGUGUGGUCGACGGCAACUUUUACAUUUCAAACGUUCUAUGCAAUGAAUCAUAUUUGGGUGAAGUAAAAGAGGAAGAAACUGAAUACCACUAUCAUUGUCAUGGCUGAGACAAAUACUGCUUCCUUUUAGCAUUCCUGCUACAGAAAUAGAUUGACUUGUUUGUAAAUAGCUACAAUAUGUGUACGUCAGGAAUUUGAUUCAAUGUUUCUUUCAAUUCUUUUUAGUGGCAUGUUUCAGUCCCUUCACUGAAAAUUGGAACCGGUUGCCAACUGGUUAUCUACAUAGGCACCCUAAAAUGGCACACUAUUCCAAUUAGUGUACUAUAGGCUGGCUAUAGGGAAUAAGGUGCCAUUUUUCGAUGCAGAAUAGCGUCAAUAAAGUCUGCCAUCUUAUUGCUUCAAGCAUGGGUUGCUGGGCACAGCGAAUGGUCUUGUACGUACAGUGCUGAAGACCCCAUUUUUGUUGGACGGCCAUGGAUUCCAAUACUUGGCUGCUAGUUUGUGCACUUGUUAUUCCAUAGAAUAGAAUGAAGCUGCUAAAGACUUAAGCCAAUUAUAUGAAGAGAUUAAAUAUAUAAUUUAUAUAAAUAUGUAAAUCAAAUACUAUAUGAUAAAUAUAUAUAAGACAUAUUCGAGAAAUGACAGGCCCUUCUCAUGAUCGAAGGGAAUGACCUGGUGUGUGUACACUGCCACUACCUACUAACAUACUAUGAUAUUCAAGAAGUUUGAACGUUGAUGGGAGGCUGCUUGUUUCCUUUCAGUGAGCCCACCGAAAACCAUUGUAGGCUAUACCCACUCACCAUUCAUUUGGCUUGAAAGGCUUUAGUGUGAAAAUCCCUUAACCCACAACUCACUCAGUACAGUAACUGCUGUUUCAAGUACGGGCGAUUAUUUAAAUGUAAAAAAGUGGAGUUAUUUUUAUAGCAUACUUUAAUGGAAUAUCUAUACACAAAUAUUAUUGGUACACUGGCAAAAUCCCUAUGAGGUUAAUGGAAUAGAAUGAUGAUCAGAUCAAUAUUGUCCUACUGUUACAAAGGCCUCCUUACAGUAGAUACGACUGGCAUGGAAAGCACCUCACAGGCCGUUAGAACAAACUAGCGACAGAUAAAGUCACUGUCAGUGACUGGAUGGAUGAUCAGAUAUGUAAAUGAGAUGGAGAUAAUAAUGAAGUUGUAAAGAAGAGAAUCAAUACUGAUCAAGAUCCAAUUAUGACUUGUUUAUGUUCCAAAUAGUUUGUAACUGUGUUUAAUCACUUUGCCUCAGGAAAGCACACACAAAAUGCACCGUGGUGAAAUGAAAUGGGACGUUAAUAUGCAUAGUAGUAAGGGCUUAUUAUUACAAUACUGGUCAAUCAAGAAAGCCAUCUUAUUACUGUCCCAUCCAGUCCUACAUCUACUCUGGAUGGGCUUUGGACCACAGCAUUUUGCCAGGGACAAAUAAAACCAUGUCUUUUUUUUACGUCAACCAAAAAUUGUGCUAUUAAAGUAGCAUAGCAACUGCGACUAUCUGCCCUUGCUGUGGGUCCUUGUGGAUGGCUACGCACAGCGAACAGGACAUUACUAUGGAUGAACAUAAUAGGGUGACAGACAAGGGAAUGCCGGAAAAAAAGCGACAAAAAAUCUUUCUCAACCAUCAGGGAGCAGUCAUCUUUCACCUUAGUGAAAAGUAACAAGUGCAUGAGCUAAUGCAGCAUAAAGCCUCUCCUUACAUCUGACAGGCAGGCAGACAUAUUCACUGUAAAUACCAGUCAGGGCCAUAGACUGCUAUGUACAACAUGUAAAUGUCAUACUAAACACUAUCACAGGCAUGGAAAGCCACGCAGGCUGACCUUGCCAAACUUGUGCUUUUGUGAAUAAAAAUGACAAAAAAAAAGCAUUGUGUAUGUGGCUGGCUUGUGCAGACUGUUUAAUUAAAAACAAAAAGUUGUAUCCGGAAACAUAUUGGUCUGUGUAGAGUUUCUAUACAUGUUGUGUUUGUAAAACGAGAAGAAAAAACACCUUCCUCAAAAGGGAUAUCCUGGCUUCCAUUAACUAGA
Molecule: messenger RNA, 17786 nt
Organism: Oncorhynchus nerka (sockeye salmon)
Lineage: Eukaryota; Metazoa; Chordata; Actinopteri; Salmoniformes; Salmonidae
Product: protein bassoon-like
Biological process (GO): protein localization to synapse; presynaptic active zone assembly
Cellular component (GO): cytoskeleton of presynaptic active zone; GABA-ergic synapse; axon
Molecular function (GO): metal ion binding; structural constituent of presynaptic active zone
Source: RefSeq, a predicted model, not a curated record